UGUGGAGAGGUGCCGCGGCGGCGGCGGUGGGUUCGGGUCUGUGCGGCCUGGUCUGGGCCAUGUCUGCGUGAGGACGCCGCAGCCGUCACCCCCCUCCUCUCCGGCUGGCCCACAGAAACGCGCACCAUGGGCUCCAUCCUGAGUCGCCGCAUCGCGGGCGUGGAGGACAUCGACAUUCAGGCCAACUCGGCCUAUCGCUACCCUCCGAAGUCCGGAAACUACUUUGCUUCGCACUUUUUCAUGGGAGGAGAGAAAUUUGACACUCCCCAUCCUGAAGGUUACCUCUUUGGAGAGAACAUGGACCUGAACUUUCUGGGCACUCGUCCAGUCCAGUUUCCCUAUGUCACCCCUGCUCCCCAUGAGCCAGUGAAGACACUGAGGAGCCUGGUAAACAUUCGCAAAGACUCUCUCCGGCUUGUGAGGUACAAAGAUGAUGCAGACAGCCCCACUGAGGAUGGUGAGAAACCCCGUGUGCUCUACAGUCUGGAAUUCACCUUUGAUGCCGAUGCCCGUGUGGCUAUCACAAUUUAUUGCCAGGCGGUGGAGGAGUUCGUGAAUGGCAUGGCAGUGUAUAGCUGUAAGAACCCUUCUCUGCAGUCUGAGACCGUCCACUACAAGAGAGGCGUUAGCCAGCAGUUCUCCCUGCCUUCUUUCAAGAUUGACUUCUCCGAGUGGAAGGAUGAUGAGCUGAACUUUGAUCUGGACCGGGGUGUGUUUCCAGUCGUCAUUCAGGCUGUGGUGGAUGAAGGAGACGUUGUGGAAGUGACUGGCCACGCUCAUGUGCUCUUGGCUGCCUUUGAGAAGCAUGUGGAUGGCAGCUUCUCCGUGAAGCCAUUAAAGCAGAAGCAAAUUGUGGACCGGGUCAGCUACCUGCUGCAGGAGAUCUACGGCAUCGAGAACAAGAACAACCAGGAGACUAAGCCUUCUGAUGAUGAGAACAGUGACAACAGCAGCGAGUGUGUGGUGUGCCUGUCAGAUCUUCGGGACACGCUGAUCCUGCCCUGUCGCCACCUGUGCCUCUGCACUUCCUGUGCUGACACGCUGCGGUACCAGGCCAACAACUGCCCCAUCUGCCGGCUGCCAUUCCGAGCUCUCCUGCAGAUCCGGGCUGUGCGGAAGAAGCCAGGGGCCCUGUCUCCCAUCUCCUUCAGCCCUGUCUUGGCCCAAAGUGUGGACCAUGAUGAGCACUCUUGUCCCUUUAAAAAAUCAAAGUCGCACCCUGCCUCCCUGGCCAGCAGGAACACUAAAAGGGAAACAAGUUCUGACAGUGUCCCAGCUGGCUACGAGCCCAUCUCCUUGCUCGAGGCACUCAAUGGUCUACGGGCUGUCUCCCCGGCUAUCCCAUCAGCUCCCCUGUAUGAGGAAAUCACCUACUCAGGCAUCUCAGACGGUCUUUCCCAGGCCAGUUGUCCCCUUGCUGGACUUGAUCGAAUCAUAGAAAGUGGCCUACAGAAGGGCAAGACACAGAGCAAGUCUCCAGACAGCACCCUGCGGUCGCCAUCAUCCCCCAUCCAUGAGGAGGAUGAGGAGAAGGUCUCGGAGGACUCGGAUGCUCCUCUCCCACCAAGUGGUGUGGAGCUGGUGCUGCGGGAGAGCAGCUCCCCUGAGAGUUUUGGAACAGAGGAGGUGGAUGAGCCAUCCCUAAAGCAAGGGAGCCGUGUACCCUCUAUUGAUGAUGUCCUGCAGGAUGGCAGUCCCCAGCAUCACGGUUGCAGCCAGCCAGUCCCUCCUGCUGACAUCUACCUACCAGCCCUGGGUCCUGAGUCGUGCUCUGUUGGUAUAGAGGAGUAAGCUGGAUGGUCCACCUCCAUGGAGACGCCACACAGCCUUGGCACCACCAGCUCCCCCUGGCCUCUGCUGAGUGGCUCUAGUCCUGAGCCUGGAGCUGCUGAGCUGACCCCACUCUGAGAGUCUGGCUCAGGAGGCAGCACAGAGUCCUCAGCAUCCCAAACAUUGUCAGAAGGCUUCCCUGGACCACAGCGAGACCCUCUCCUGUCUGCACACCUCAUGUGGCCACGGUGAACCUUGAUCAGAUUGCACAAUGGGUGGUUCCUCCACACACCCUCCUUUUUAUGGUUGAUAUAUUUGUAAAUGGUACAGGAUGAAGGACAGCAGCUGUCUCUGUGGGCCACGAGCCCUAGAGGGACUCUCCCCAACUGUCAAAGCUGAUGAUGCUUUGAGCACUUAGCAAACCAGCAUAAGAGAAUCUACCCAUGGAGUGAAGUAUCAUCUUCACAAAUGUUCUGGGAGGUGGCCCCCCCAGGUUACGGUUGAUGAAGGAACAGUGCCUGUCUGCCUGUCUCAUGUGACCUAAGGCAGCCAGGCUGUCACUGCUGCUGUCACCUUACAGAUGUCCUGACCAUGGGUGACCCUCCUUGGAGCCUCCAGGUCCUCUCUCCUGCUCUGCUCUACUACCUUCUAGUGACCUCUGGCAGCUGUGGGCAGCUGAAGCAGCUGUGGGCAAGGCCUGGGUAGUCAGACUGUUAACACCACAGUCCUUUGCAGCGGUCGGUGUCCAGUACCCCUUGCAGGUCCUGCUUCACUCACAUCCUCUCACACCUUCAAGAUGGAGAUGUUCGUGCUUGCAGGGCAACACUGCCCACCACCUGCCAGGGAAGAGCCUGAGCAGCUUCCAUAGCAGAUCCAUUGCCAGUUACCUGUCCUUUUAAUGUUUCUUACUGAUUUAUUGUCUAAGGCUUCUGUUAGAGCCCACCUAGGAGCAAGAUCCUAGUGAUACUUUGCUUCUAAGGCAGAAGUGGCCCAUGGGUGGCCCCAGGCAGUACAGCUCCCUGGUGGGUUGGUAGAGGGACCUCAGCCUAAGGAGCUGCCCUGCCACUCACCCAGGUGACAGCCUGUAGCAAUGCAUGGAGACCCCUUUAGGCUCAGGGUUGCUUGAGCUCUGGCUCUUCCCUGCUCUUUGCUAGCAGUGGCUGGCCUGGCCUCUGGUAAGCCUGUAAGCACAACUCUGUCUGCACAUCCAUCUCUCUCUCUUGUGGAAUGCACACAUGUGCACACAUGUCAGCAUGUGCAUGCCCACCCCUUUCCACCUGCCAGCAACACCCUGGCUUCUGGCCAUGGUACUGGUGCCAGUACUUUGAAAGAUGGGAUACAGACUGCACACUCACCUGUCUCAGAUUCACAUGUACUAUCAUUUGAUGUACUCUGGCUAGUUUGGGGUUCAUUUUUACUGUAUAUUUAUAGUAAUAAAAUCAUGCAGCAAUA
Messenger RNA from Arvicanthis niloticus (Nile rat), 3222 nucleotides. It is a transcript of the gene Mgrn1, whose product is annotated as mahogunin ring finger 1. The record is from RefSeq and is a predicted model, not a curated record. Gene Ontology annotation, biological process: negative regulation of G protein-coupled receptor signaling pathway; endosome to lysosome transport; protein ubiquitination. NCBI's taxonomy places the organism in Eukaryota, Metazoa, Chordata, Mammalia, Rodentia, Muridae. Gene Ontology annotation, molecular function: ubiquitin protein ligase activity. Gene Ontology annotation, cellular component: cytoplasm; nucleus; early endosome.